UGAGUUCGGAAUUUUCCGUUCGCAGUGCGUGUGCGUUUUGGGGCACCCGGUCCCGUUCGGUUCGUGGGGGCAUCAGUUGGAAAUUGACCACGGUCGCGUUCGCUCAACCGUUCUCGCCGCACGCGCACGUGCUCGUACCGGAACCUGGGAUAGCCAUCCAGUUUUGCCUGCUGGUGCAGGUGCAAACUACUGCCACAAGAAUGAUACCGCAACCGCCAGAGUGCGCCACACAGUGAGUGCAGACUGUCCAGCCGGACUUCGAAGCCCAACACAUCAAAGGUGAAGAGUGAAUAUUCUAUGCAGAGUUUUGCAUGAGGCGCAGGUGUGCAUAAUCGGUGGGGCCGAAGUUCGGUCGAAAAUGGAAUAAGCAGUGCAAAACGGUACCUGUCGCCCGAAUCAGCCCCGGAACUCACAGGCCACGGUGUGCCGAAAAGGUGUGCACGAAUCAUUUUAUCCCAGCUCGCUACAUCAAACCUUGUGCUUUGAUCCCGCGUUUGAAACCGUGCACCGCGUACAAGCGGGAACGAUCUGCCAAAACAAGCUCCGGUGGCUCCGGAAGGCUCCCGGGGUGGAACGAUUUUCCCGCGAAAGCGGGGCAAAAACGCCCUCUCCGAGCAUCGAGCCGAGUGUGUAUGUGUGUGUAUAUGUGUGUGUGUGUUUGUGGUGAUCCUAGCCGACGCCUUUCGGCUUGUGCACAGAAUCCGCCAUCAUCAAACUGAUUGCUGGAUCUUGAAGAAACAUCUCUCCCUUAAUGAGCCCCGCGUAACUAAUCAGAUGAGCGUUCAAUCAGCGAGACCGGAACAGGGACGAGGCGAAGACAGACGAGGCGCACACACUCGCGCAGCAGCACCAGCGGCAGCGAAAUAAAUAAAUUGCGAAAAGCCCGACCGAUCGAUCGUAAGCAUCCGUAUUUGAGCUGAGCUGCAACUGCACACGAGUGACUUGGCAAAUUGGCAGUGCCAACGGACGUGGCGUGCAAGGAGAGGUGUGUAUCAGUCGCGGGCACUAUCACCGUGGUACCCACACGUUCCAGAUCGUUUAGCUUUUGCACCGAUAAGCCACACACACACACAGGGCGGGAAGGCAGCCGAACGCCCGAAGGGCCGCACCGGUCCCGAGGCCGUGCGAGAUUGCAGCAGGACGCGAACACCGCGACACGGUACGCCCGGAAGGUCGGAAUCGGGUUCAGUGAAGUGAAUUUUGUGCGCCCGGAAGUGCAGAAAUCGGUAGUGCUACGCGCGGACAGGCUUAUUGCGUGCUGGUUUGUGUAGUGUGUGGUGCAAAAACAAACACAUAAAAGUGCAUCCGUGGCCGUAAGCCUUCGUAAACCCAGCAACGACGACGACGACGACAACGAACCCGACGGUGACGGCAACACAAGUGCAUUUGAAAGAUGCAGUGCAGCGAAAGAUAAUGCACCGUGACGGUGGAAGUGGAAAAGUGCAAUUGGCCAUAUGCAAAUGUGUGUCUCCAAUCGCUCUAUAUGUGUGUAGGUGUGCCCGCAAUUCUCUCGUGUGAGCCAAUCCAAUCGGCUUAUUUCGAGUGAACGAGUGAGCGACGCGAGAAGAAGUUGCAAGAGAGAUAAAGAGAGAGAGAGAGAGAGAAUGCGUGCGAAUGUGUGUGUGUGUCAGUGAGUGUAUGUGUGUAGGCAAGGACCAAAAUAAGUGUUUGUGAAUGGCCGGAAGCGAGUGAAACUCUUCUGAGCGAGCGAAGAGGGCAACCGGGUGGUCGAGAGCGCAACACCCCGGGAAGCAGGAAGCGGAACAGAUUACGGCACGGCUGUGCAAAGGAAACUCACCCCGGGCAGGGGAACACCGUUUCCCACCGUGCGGGGAUGAGCGCAUUCAAAAUGACAAUGACGAAGGCACACAUAUUGUGCAUCUUGUGGAUGAUUAUUUUCUUCUGCUCGAGCAGCACAGUAAACGCAGCACAACGAGACGCGAUACCAAAGCAGCAGCAUACCGCAUCAACGAAAGACAGCAGUAGUCAGGCAGGACAACCGGGCAACUUGCUAACCGGCAGCAGUAGCAGUAGCAGCGGCAGCGGCAGCAGCAGUAGCAGUAGUAGUAGCAUUAGCAGUAGCUCUAGUGUAAGCAGCAGCACAAGCACAAGCAGUGCUGGCAGUAGUGGCAGUAGCAGCAGCAGCAGCAGCAUAAGCACCACCAGCAGUAGCAGUAGCAGCGGAAGUGCUGCAACAGUUGGUGCUAGCAGCAGCGGCAGCAGCAGCAGCAGCAGGCCAACAAACGUCGAGACGACGGCCCAGCCCACGGAGCAGUCGCGCGUGGGGCCGUACUUUGACGUGGCCGCCUCGAAGAACGUUACGGCGCUGCUGGGCAAAACGGCGUAUCUCAACUGUCGGGUUAAAAAUCUCGGCAACAAGACGAUGUUGCUGCAGGUGUCUUGGGUCCGUCACCGGGACAUCCAUCUGCUGACGGUCGGCCGCUACACGUACACUUCCGAUCAGCGGUUCCGGGCGAUACACCAUCCGCACACGGAAGACUGGAGCCUGCAGAUCAAGUACCCGCAGCAUCGCGACUCCGGCAUCUACGAGUGUCAGAUAUCGACGACACCUCACAUGAGCCAUUUUGUGCACCUGAACGUAAUCGAACCUUCGACCGAGAUCAUAGGCGCCCCGGAUCUAUACAUUGAGAGUGGUUCGACGAUAAAUUUAACCUGCGUUGUCAAGGAUUCUCCCGAGCCGCCAGCUUACAUUUUCUGGAAUCAUAACAAUGCGAUUAUCAGCUACGAUUCGCCGCGCGGUGGCGUCUCGGUCAUAACCGAAAAAGGUGACACGACAACCUCGUUCCUGCUCAUCCAGAACGCACGGCCAUCGGAUUCCGGACAGUACACGUGCAAUCCGUCCAACGCCAAAAGCAAAAGUGUCACCGUGCACGUCCUAAACGGUGUUUCCCAUUCCGUUUCCAGGGGAGUACCCAGCAGCAAUGCAGCGCGCGGGACAACCGCAUCAUCGCGCGCCGCUCAACCAUCCGCUCUUGGUGCUGGUCUCGGCGCUUGUCUCGUCCUUGCUCUGCUCCAUCGGUAUGCUGCGGCUGCCGAGCCGAUCCGGUGGUGGCCGACGGACCAGCGCCCACUCGCCGCCGCCGCCACCGUCAAGCACGUCUUUCGUCCCGUCGUAGUCUGGUUGCGGCGAACCGUACGUACGCGCAUCGCAGGCCCAUCCGGCACGGCUCGCCUAAGGCUUUCCGCGUCCGCCCAUCGCUAUCUCCCCAUCGUACCGCACCGAAUGUGCCCUCCCUCGACGCGGCUGUCGUCACGGUCAGCCGGCCGGGCGUCCCCCGACGGUGGCCGUCCCGCACGCCCCAGUCACAGCGAUCCUGCCCGGCUGGAACCAUCGCUAUCGCGGGCAUCGCGCUGGCACCAUCACAAUCACCGAUGGCGAACCGACGACCGAUCGGGCGCGUGUAUCAGCUUCAGCCAACAGUGGACUGCUCAUCGGCAGCGAUUAAGCUGGAGGUCGGAGGCACAGCUCUGCCUUGUUCGAUGAGACAGAGCUCCUUUUUGUACCCCUGCACACUAUCCCAGUCUCUAUCUCACUCUCACUCACUCACUCAGCCACAGGCGGAAGAAAUCGUGCUACCUUUGUCGUUGAAGGUACGGUGUCCUUCCGACCAGAAUACUCUCUUACUUUCCGUGCGUCCUUGAGAAGGAUUCUUUCCACUACGAUCAUGUAGAUUCGUGGCGCGAACUAGGGCACUCAAUGGUUUACUAGGCAUUCAAUCCGAGAUCGUACAUGCACACCCUUGAAGUGAACUGGGCGGCAAACGCAACUAGAUGAAAACAGAGGAAACACAUAAACCGACACUACUCGCCCGCGUGUGAGUAGUGUUUUCUGGCUGGUUAAGCUGUACAUUUACCCCUAGCGAAAGAAGCGGGAAACGCGAAAGCUGAAAUACAAAAAAAAACAUACUUGCACGUUCAACCAUCUACGGUAGAUACGAAUGAAAAUAUUUGCAUCAUGUAAUCAUACUGCUAGUUGUGAGAUGAGGAAGAACAAAAAAUACGGUUAAAAACACACACAAAAACACUCAAAGAAAAACACACAUCCACACAGCGAAAAGACAGAAUGCUGACGGUAACUGCGUGACCUAACGAUCGCUCGACAUGCUUAUGAACGUUCGCAAGUGAUGGGCGAGUGGUGGCAAAUGCAAGAGAACGUACGAGAGCGAGAAUGAGAGAGAGAGAGAGAGAGAGAGAGAAGAUAGAGAAAAAAAGUUUAUAAGAAACGAGGGCAACAUACAUUAACAAGUGUAAGUUAAGCAAAAGUCUGUUAAACUGAUUUAUCUUUAGGUAUCUCUUGCAUAGUAUAAAGUAAGCCCCGAACACUCGACCCCUCGUCUGUCGGGGAGGUAGUGUCCGGUGUACGGGGGACGGGGGGGGGGGGGGCGGGAGCAUUAGGAUAAUUGCAAACUGUCAGCUGUCGCAGAUACUGCGAAGCUGCUGUUAUGAAGUACAUUUUAAUUACUAAGGACGAGAUGGCCAAGCAAAACUGAGCCGAGGAAUGGCUCUAACAAGAGGGGGAGGGCGGCAUCAAAGGGAAACACGGGGGGUAGUAAGAAAAUUGGGAUAGAAAAAUGUGCAGUGAGAGACAGAUCGAGUUUAGAUAACAUAAAGUAACUUAAAGACAACAGAAAACAGAGAAGAAAAAAAACAAACUCCCGUUUGCUAGUUACAAACACAGCUAGAACUACACGAUGUAAGCAGCUCUGCAAUUGCAACAGAAAAGUCCUCCAAAUUCACUCGCCCCGCCCCGAAAUUCAGACAAACCGGAACACACACACACACACAUACACAAACAUUAAAAAAACUCAAUAUAUAAACUCUAUAGAAGGAAAACUCGGAAGUGUGGCGAUGAGAUCGAAUCGAUGCGCAAGUGUUGUGUAGCUAAAUCAUGUGGUCAAACCAUAGUAAAAAAAUGUGUAAAAUGGUUGCCAGAAACCAGCGGCCAUUAGAAGACAUUUCAUUGCUUUUGUUAUGUGUUGAACACACAGCACACAAAUCAUACGGACACUGAUCUCUCGCUCGCAACUCUCACUGGGACAAAUGGGAAAA
Anopheles coluzzii is the source of this 5070-nucleotide messenger RNA. Its product is annotated as serine-rich adhesin for platelets-like. The transcript is spliced from 10 exons. Gene Ontology annotation, cellular component: neuron projection membrane. Bases 1835 to 3505 code for a protein of 556 amino acids. The record is from RefSeq and is a predicted model, not a curated record. Gene Ontology annotation, biological process: synapse organization. Lineage: Eukaryota; Metazoa; Arthropoda; Insecta; Diptera; Culicidae.